UCAUGUGACCAGCAGCGCAGCCGAUUUGAAUCGUUUGCCCUGGCCGUGUUUUCGUGUCGCCGUUUGAAUGCGAAGAAGAACAUAAGAAUUGUCAGUUUUAAAAGAAGAACUUGAGGUGUUGUCCGGUUUAGUCUGAUUCCCUCAGAAACAAACAGCGGGAUGGACUCUCGAGCUAACAGCGAUCUGUCCUUUCUGCUUGAUGAGAAGUUUGACUUCGAUGUCUCUUUGUCACCUGCCAGCUCCAAAGGAGACGAAGAUGAAGAUGAGGUGUUUGUGGGUCCACUCAGCCAUAAAGAAAAGUGCGUCUCUGUGAAAGUGGCAUCUCGGCUUGAGGGCAGCGAUUGUGCUCGGGUGAGCUGGAGUCCGCUGACAGGAGACCUGCUGGACGCUGUGUGUCAGGAAGCUCACAAACUUGCGGACCAGAUUCACAGCUGCGAACUGAGCCAGUCACACGGCGAGGCCGGAGAGCCAUCCGCGGCCACAAACCGCGGGGAGGAGUUCCUGCAGGACGCUGAAGCCAAACUGGGCGUGCUUGCUCUGACCACCGCCAGCUCGCUCAGCACGCUCAGCCCCAUCAAACGGCAGACCUUCUUAGUGCAGGACAGUCCGCUGAAGCAGCUGCCGCCUGCUGUCCAGCGCCGCCUACUGAGAGGAAGCAGCAGCAACAACACAGCUCCAUCCCCGAGCCCUGCGACAUCUUCAUCAAAGCGCCCUGCCUCAGCUAACACUACUUCCGCCAUCCGCCCUAACAAUGCAGCUUCAUCAUCCACAUCAUCCACCCGCCUCUCCACCAGCGCCAGACUCAGCACCUCAAGCCCUGUGGUCGGGGUCAAGGCUCUGCCCAGGAUGGGGCUGCGAGGGAAAGCCGCGCUGGGGGUCGUGCUGCCGAGCAAACCAGCAGGCCCAAGGGCUUCCUGUUCAGCAAGCAAGAGCAGAGUGGAUAGAACCAGACUGCAGCCCCUGAGUAAAGUCGGAGAGAUCAAACCAGCUUUGGGGAUUUGGAAACGUAGUCCAUCUUCUCGUCCCUCCAGCUGGGCAGAUUCAAGUGAGGAUCUGCUCUCUGACUCGGCGAGUGUUACAUCUGACAUCAGCGACUCCUCCUUCAACUCCAGCCUGCUGGGAAAACGCACGAUGGCUCCUCCCAGCAAAAGUUUUACGAGGAACAUGUCAGCUGUGAAAGUUCCUCCCCUCCAGAGCAGGAGAGUGACGGACAGGAAGAACACGUCUUCGUCCUCUUCAUCAGUGUCCAGCUUCAACUCCAGCAUAUCUCUGUCUCCUGCUAAAGGUAAACUUAACUCUUCUCUGAACCAGAGUCUAAGUGGCUCCACUGGCCCCGCCCCCAGCAGCAUAACCAAACCAUCCAAUCCCAGCCGAACAAACCGCUCAAGUGUGUAUGGCACUGCGAGACCAGCGUCGUCCAACGCUGGCCGUCGCUCGCUGUCCACCCAGGUGAGGAAGCCCUCAGAGGUGGAACUCCCCAAAACCACAAAGUGUAGACCGCUGAAGAGAGCUGAGGCCACGCCCCUCCAGGUGACGCCUGCCAAAAGACUUUCAGAGAGGACUGCCUCCAUCCCCUGCAGCUCCUCGACACGGCUGCAGAGCGGUUUGAAAACUAAAUCCAAACCUGAAGCUUUGGUCCUACCAACGCCCAGCGGAGGAUUCAGAGGAUUCGCUCAAAAAGACGACGCCUCAAAGAUGAUUAAUCCAAAGAGGCAGAUGUCAACAAGCAGCGUGGAAAGUGCUGAGGUUAGUCUCCCUCAGAAGGCCUCUGCCGGUCCUGUAACGCCCUCUGCUGGCAGUGGCAGGGUGUUGCCGAUGAAGGCACGGCGUCCCUCUGCCCUUCCCACCCCUGUGAAGCGCAGGAUGUCCGCCAUUCCCCCGGCCACGCCCACCAACCGGACCCUGCCCUCCAGACCUUCAACCACAUCUGACUCUGGCCCCGCCCCCUGCCACAGUGCUGCCAGGAGAGAGAAAAGCUGCAGCCCCACCCCAGCAGAGACUCAGGAGGCAGAGCUUGUUGUUGCCCCUGAGGUCCGGCCCUUCUGUCUGGAAGAGGAGGAGGAGUCUACUGCUGCCCCGCCCCCAAGCCUUCCACACACCGACCAAUCGGAGAGCAUUGAGCCUGUAUCGGAACCAACUCAGGUGGAACCAGCGCCCAGCAGAGACCUGAUCGAACUCGGGUCUACAGAGGAGAGCAACACAAAGACACAGGAGGUCCUCCUGUUGGAUCUUCCGGCCCCCAUUGUGCACCCUCAAGAGAAACUGCUCAUCGACCUGACCAACACCCCCGACUUGAUCCGGACCAGCGGCAAGACCUGCCCGUCCUCUCAGCAGCUGAUCGAUCUGACCUCUCCGCUCAUGAAGUGGAGUCCAGAAGACAAAAGAGAGAACAACGCCCCGCUCAUCAACCUGUCCUUCUGAUCCAGAUCCUCCUGAACAGCUGGAUCUGGUUUCCUGUGAUGAACUGGGCUCAGCAGGUUUCUGUUUUCAGAAACUGUCGAGGCUAAUCCAACAAUGUAAAGUACAGAGUUUUAAUCAGAGAAGUCCUUUACUGAAUCAGAGUAUUAUGUGUUUUAAAUGAAAAUAAUGAAAGGUUCCCCAAGUCUUUCUGCACCUGAUUGUACUUUUAUUUGUGUCUGUCUCGCUGCUCUUAUCGAUGUUUGAAUAAAUGUUGUUUAUGUCA
Messenger RNA from Labrus mixtus (cuckoo wrasse), 2683 nucleotides. It is a transcript of the gene gtse1, whose product is annotated as G-2 and S-phase expressed 1. The coding region runs from base 160 to 2421 and encodes 753 amino acids. Gene Ontology annotation, molecular function: microtubule binding. The transcript has 12 exons. Gene Ontology annotation, cellular component: cytoplasmic microtubule; microtubule cytoskeleton. NCBI's taxonomy places the organism in Eukaryota, Metazoa, Chordata, Actinopteri, Labriformes, Labridae. The record is from RefSeq and is a predicted model, not a curated record.